AUUCUCUCUCUCUUGCAACUCACGGCAAAGCAAAAUGCGGCAGCAGCAGCGACUGGAGCAGACCAGCUUCCCCCCUUUGAAUCGCUUCUUCUAGACGCAACAAAAAGAAAGCGAGAAAAAUCCCAAAUGGAUUACGAAAGGAUCGAAAAACAGGGAGCAGGAGGAUUCUCUCCAAGCAAACUAAGGAUGAUGCUUCUGGGAGUGGAGAAGAAGAGGAAGGAAGAGGAAGAUAUUGUGUCGGCAUCAGUGGCGGCAUUCUCGUUGAGAUCAGAAGGUGCUGAGAUGGAUGAUAGAGGCGUUAGCAUUUCUGAGAACUGCAAAGAUGUAGACAUUGUAAGCAUAACAAUGGCCGAGAAUUUAGACUCUGAGAUGGCCACCGAUCAUAGAUUGAAAGAACGUGUUUUAGCUAAUUCAAGAAUUAGAGCUCAAGACGAUGGUUGUCUGGAUUAUGAUAGUGGCAUCGACAAUGUGAGUGUGUCAUCGUCAUCAGCCUUUGAGUUUCAGAAGGCAGAACGGGCCCCACAUAGGUUGCCUUUCACACCGUUCUCCAAACCGGCACCAUCAAAAUGGGAUGAUGCGCAGAAGUGGAUUGCAAGUCCCUCAUCGAACCGGCCAAAAACCGGGCAAUCUCAGGUACAGGGAGGGCAGGCAACGACUCGGAAAACGGGUUUGCUUGGGAAUCGACAAUCUGCUACGAAGGUUGUCGUUGAAGUUCCAGACCAGAGGGUCGUUGCUGCAGAAGAGGUGGAUACGAAAAGGAUUGAUCCAAAUCAAGCUAAGAGGGUGAAUUGGGUGCCUGAUCCUUACCCAGUGGCAGAUUCGUAUGUGAAGCCUGCACUCAUAAUAGAGAAUUCAGUUGCAGAUUCAGCGAUUAGUCUGAGUCGGCAUGAUUCAUCCGUAUCUCUCCAUAGUGCUACAACAUAUAUUCCACCUCCAUCAACAGUUAGGUCUGUGUCCAUGAGAGACAUGGGUACUGAAAUGACUCCUAUUGCUAGCCAAGAGCCUUCUAGGACUGGAACUCCUGUGAGAGCAACGACACCAAUACGCAGCCCCAAUUCUUCAAGGCCGUCCACUCCCAGAAGAGCCGCACCAGCUUCAUCUCCUGUUGCUUCAGUUCAUUGCCAAGAUGAUCUUAACAAAAAGGAGCUGUCAGAGAAAGAACUACAGAUGAAAACUAGACAAGAGAUCAUGGUUCUUGGAACACAGCUUGGGAAAAUGAAUAUUGCAGCCUGGGCAAGUAAAGAAGAGGAGGACAAAGAUGCAUCGACUUCACUUAAGACUGUUGCUGCGGACCAGCUGGCUAAAAGUGUCAUCGAGACCCGUGCAGCAGCUUGGGAGGAGGCAGAGAAAGCCAAGUACAUGGCCAGGUUUAAACGUGAAGAAAUCAAAAUACAAGCAUGGGAAAAUCAUCAAAAAGCAAAGACAGAAGCCGAAAUGAGGAAAAUUGAGGUUGAGGUGGAGAGAAUGAGGGGGCGGGCCCAUGAUAGGCUGAUGAACAAGCUAGCAGCGGCAAGACACAAAGCCGAAGAGAAGCGUGCAGCGGCAGAAGCCAAAAGAAACAGGCAAGCUUCAAGAACCGAACAGCAAGCAGAGUACAUCCGAAGAACCGGCCGCAUCCCAUCAUCAUUUUCUUGCUGGAAUUGGUGCUUUUAAAAUGCUAUUAAUUGGUUUCAUGGAAGAUGACGCCAAUAUGAUUGUUGUGAGUUUCUGUGCUUCGAGUGUUGUAAACAGGCAUAUGCAUAUGAGCACAAGCUUUUGGCCUAAUGUUGUUUCUUCCACUUGAGUCUAAUUUGAUCACUCUUCUUGUAUAGGAGUUACGAAAAAGUGUCCCUGUUCUUUUUGUUCCAUUCAACCUCAAAUCUUUUUUUUUUUCCUUUUUCUUUCUUUUGUUUUUUAUUUAUUAUUAUUAUUUUUUUUGGGUCAAUGACUAGAAGGGUAUUAAGCCGAAUGUUGUAAUAUUUCUUGAAAAAAUGAUCAAGUUCAAGAAGAUACUAUUUCCACUA
This is a messenger RNA of Magnolia sinica, 2003 nucleotides long. RefSeq lists its product as uncharacterized. Lineage: Eukaryota; Viridiplantae; Streptophyta; Magnoliopsida; Magnoliales; Magnoliaceae. The transcript is spliced from 6 exons. Bases 127 to 1653 code for a protein of 508 amino acids. The record is from RefSeq and is a predicted model, not a curated record.